AUGGGGAUGUUGAGGUUGAUCCCCAAGAUGUUGGCCUUAAUCGCCGUGCAGAGGCAAAGCGCAGCCUCCAGAUCCACCAGCCCAUCCAGUAGGCUGCAGCAGGGCUUCACCGGCGGCGCACCCACCGUGACGUUGACCAAGUUGAGCACGUGGGCGCACACCCCCAGCUUCAGGGUGUCCCUGGGGCACUUCCCGGUGGCCGGGCUCGGGCCGGGCUUUGGGUUGGGCUUGGGGACAGGUGGGCAGCUGCCGCACCAUGCGGUGGCCGACGUGAAGAGCAGCAGGUUGAGGGUUAGGAGAAUGGCAAUGGUUUUGGUUGCGGCCAUUUUUGGGGAGCUGAGCUGUGGGAUGGAGAAAUCAGUGUGGGGUUUGUAA
Molecule: messenger RNA, 375 nt
Organism: Linum tenue
Lineage: Eukaryota; Viridiplantae; Streptophyta; Magnoliopsida; Malpighiales; Linaceae
Source: the annotation of a GenBank genome assembly